This is a messenger RNA of Lampris incognitus (smalleye Pacific opah), 1187 nucleotides long. It is a transcript of the gene fam204a, whose product is annotated as family with sequence similarity 204 member A. The coding region runs from base 119 to 826 and encodes 235 amino acids. NCBI's taxonomy places the organism in Eukaryota, Metazoa, Chordata, Actinopteri, Lampriformes, Lampridae. The record is from RefSeq and is a predicted model, not a curated record. The transcript has 7 exons.
UGUGGUUGACUUCAGCGGUCUCUGCAAUGUGCGUGUGUUUGUUUUCAUUUUGCACUUGAGUCAUUCGACUUACAAAUAACUCGUUUCCCUCGUUGGGCGUCGCUAUCAGCGGCUUAGCAUGUACAGCGGACUCCUGCCCCAGGGUUUAACGGAAGCUGACCUCAGCUCAGAUGACGACGACAGUGUUCAGACACAGGAGAGAGGAGGCACAUCUAAACGUUAUCCCGAAAAUGUGAACGAUGUGAGGCAAACUAGUGUGUCAGUAGAGGACGUGGGUACGUCUUGCACGCUCUCUGAUCCAGAAAGUCCGUCCCCGAAACGCGGUUUACCUGGGAUAUCGCAUGACACAUGGCAAAAAUUCCAAAAGUUAAAGAAGAAGAAACACGAGGUUAAGAUGAUGAAGCCCCCCAGAAGGAGACACAGAAAAAAGCACAAGAAAGGGGAAGAAGAACAAGAAUCGACAGAGCAAAGAGAACAUCAAGUUGAGCAUGAAAAGCAUUGGAAUGGGCUUAAGCAGUAUUUCGGUGUAAACGACAGAUUUCAGCCUCCUGGCUGUGGUAAACCCCCUCCCAAGUCCGGCCUAGAAAAGAGCAUAGAGAGUGCCAUAGCUGAAGGGGACAUUGAAAAGGCGGAGGAGAUGAGCGACAGACUCGCCACUCGAGAGCUAGCCGUGAAAAUUGCACACGCCGCUGAUUGCCGUGACUUUGUGCAACGCAAACAGGAAGAGGAAGAUUUGCAGGCAGCCCAAAAAAGGAAAAAGCAAAUUGCUUGGGGGUUUGAAGCUAAGAAAAGAUGGGAGACUAAAAGCAACAUGGGCUACAUGUGACACGUAUCAAGGGAAAGGGGAGCGUCUGAGAAUUUUGCAUUUCUCUUUCUAAGUGAAAUCGACAACCGCUGUGCGAGAUAAGGGAGACUGUCUAUAUUUGUUAUUUUAUUUUAUAUGAUUUAAUCCCCGUUCAUUUUUUUUUUUACUUUUCACACCAGCAGAUUGUGAGGGGUAAAAGUGACAUGAUUAGCUGCAAAAAAAAAAAAAAAGCCCAUCCGGAGAGUUGAAGGAAAAAUUACGGAGGAUUCAAAUUAAUUCCUCGGGCACCCGGUGGUGGCUGCAUUGUGUGUUGUUUUUCAUCACAUUUCCGUGAUUUAAGUGCUCUGUCCCUUUUUCCCUUCAAAUUAAAUCUGGUUUACAU